AUGCGGGCCCUCCUCAGCCGCGGGGCCGCCAUCUGGGGCCGCCUCUCCCCGGCUGCCUCGCGCUGCAGCGUUCUCGCGCCCCGCAGCUUCGCCUCAGCAGCAGCAGCAGCUGCUGCUGCUGCGCCUGCUGCAGCAGCGGCCAAGGCCUCAGCAGCAGCAGCAGCAGCAGCAGCAGCAAGCGGGGCCCGCAAGGGCCCCACGGGCCGCAUUGCCCAGGUAAUUGGCGCUGUUGUUGACGUCGAGUUUGAGGGCCCUUUGCCUCCGAUUUUGAAUUCGCUGGAGGUGCAGUUGGAGCCGGAGGAGCAGCAGCAGCAGCAGCAGCAGGGGCAGCAGCAGCAGCAGCAGCAGCAGCAGCCGCAGCGGCUCGUGCUCGAAGUGGCGCAGCACUUGGGCGAAAAUGUUGUCCGCACAAUUGCCAUGGAUGCCACUGAGGGCCUCGUCAGGGGGCAGCCAGUCACAGACACAGGGGCCCCUAUUCAAGUUCCUGUGGGGCCGGAAACUUUGGGGAGAAUCAUGAAUGUUCUGGGGGAGCCGAUAGACGGCUGCGGGCCGAUUCCCGCGCGGACCAAGUACUCGAUCCACCGCGCGGCGCCGCCCUUCGCCGACAUGGCCGGCGAUCCAGGAAUGCUGGUGACUGGAAUAAAGGUGGUGGACCUGAUGUCUCCGUACGCGAAGGGGGGGAAGAUCGGGCUCUUUGGAGGCGCUGGAGUCGGGAAGACAGUCUUGAUAAUGGAGUUGAUAAACAACGUCGCGAAGAAGCACGGGGGCUUUUCGGUCUUCGCCGGAGUCGGCGAACGCACGCGCGAAGGCAACGACCUCUACCACGAAAUGCUCCAAACCGGCGUCAUCCGCCGCCGCCCCCUCCCUCCGCAGCAGCAGCAGCAGCAGCAGCAGCAGCAGCAGCAGCAGCAGGAGUAUGACUUCACCGGAAGCAAGGCGGCGCUCGUUUACGGGCAAAUGAAUGAGCCUCCAGGAGCUAGAGCUCGAGUGGCUCUCACAGGACUUGCUGUUGCGGAAUAUUUCCGAGAUGAAGAGCAGCAAAAUGUACUUUUGUUCAUCGACAACAUCUACAGAUUCACGCAGGCCGGCAGCGAGGUGUCUGCGCUGCUGGGGCGGAUUCCCUCGGCCGUGGGCUACCAGCCCACGCUGGCAGCAGAACUGGGGCUGCUGCAGGAGCGGAUUGCUGCAGCAGCAGCAGGAUCGAUAACUUCUGUUCAAGCUGUUUAUGUCCCCGCAGAUGACUUAACUGAUCCAGCUCCAGCAGCAACUUUUUCGCACUUAGAUGCCACAACAGUUCUUUCAAGGAAGAUCAGCGAGCUGGGCAUUUACCCCGCGGUGGACCCGCUCGACAGCAGCAGCAGGCUGCUGCAGCCUGCUGCUGUCGGGCAGCAGCACUAUGCUGCAGCAAGACGCGCGCAGCAGCUGCUGCAGGAGUACUGCAGCUUGCAAGACAUAAUUGCAAUUCUGGGCAUUGAAGAACUCGGAGAAAAAGACAAGUUGACAGUCUCGAGGGCCAGAAAGCUGCAGCGCUUUCUCUCGCAGCCGUUUGCUGUCGCUGAGGUCUUCACCGGAAAACAGGGAAAAUUCGUCGAAGUCGAAAACACUGUAAACGCCACGGAGUUUAUUCUUUCGGGAAAUGCUGAUGAACUCCCAGAGGCCGCCUUCUAUAUGUGCGGAGGGCUCGAAGAAGUCAAGGAAAAAGCCCUCAAAAUGGCGCAGCAAACCUCGUUCUAG
Molecule: messenger RNA, 1734 nt
Organism: Eimeria necatrix
Lineage: Eukaryota; Apicomplexa; Conoidasida; Eucoccidiorida; Eimeriidae
Product: ATP synthase beta chain, putative
Exons: 3
Coding region: 1-1734 (577 amino acids)
Biological process (GO): proton motive force-driven mitochondrial ATP synthesis; proton transmembrane transport
Molecular function (GO): ATP binding; proton-transporting ATP synthase activity, rotational mechanism; ATP hydrolysis activity
Source: RefSeq, a predicted model, not a curated record